AUGCCGCACCAUCCAGUAAUUAAAGAAACGAGCUGUACCACUAAACUUCGAAUCGUAUUCGACGCGUCCGCGAAAACAGACGAAGGUCUAUCGUUAAACGACAUCUUGAUGGUAGGGCCCACCAUUCAAGACAAAUUGUACACGCACUUAAUCCGGUUUCGUACUUAUGAUUACGUUCUUCUAGCAGACAUUGAGAAAAUGUAUUACCAGGUGCGGAUGCAUGAAGGUGAUCGGCAUUAUCAAAGGAUAUUAUGGCGGAUAAAUGAAAACAUCGAGACGUUCCAUUUCAAUACGCUUACAUUUGGUAUCUCUUCAGCGCCUUUUCUAGCGGUUCGCGUUAUUCAAAAACUUGCAGAUGAUGAACGACACGCAUUUCCACGAGCGCCUAAAAUUCUACAAACCCAUCUUUAUGUCGAUGAUCUGCUAACCGGUGCGGAUUCGAUAGAGGAAGCUCGAAGGAUACGAGACGAGUUAAUCAUGUUAUUGGCUAAAGGCGGUUUCGUCAUUCGACAAUGGGCGUCUAACGAUGACCGAAUCGUUAGUAAUUUAACCGAUAGCGCGCUACAUAUAGAUUUCCUAGAAAACGGAGAUCGUCUACUAAAGGCUUUAGGCUUAGGGUGGAACGCACGAGAGGACAAAGUAUAUUAUUCAACUCACACUAUCAGAAUUCCGGAAAGGGUGACGAAGCGGAAUAUCCUUGCAGAAAUCGCGAAAAUCUUCGACCCACUAGGUUUGCUAGGUCCCAUUAUUUUAUAUGCCAAAAAAUUGAUGCAGGACGUGUGGAAAUGCGAGUUGCAAUGGGACGAGUCCGUCCCGCAAUGUCUCUAUACCUCCUGGGUCGAAUUCGCACAGCAAUUAGAAUCCAUGGGUCAAAUUUCUUUUCCCCGUAAAUUAUUCGUGGAGAAUCCAUGCGACGUCCAGAUUCACGGGUUUUGUGAUGCUAGUGGCAGCGGUUAUGGGGCCUGUCUAUAA
This is a messenger RNA of Cyphomyrmex costatus, 972 nucleotides long. RefSeq lists its product as uncharacterized. NCBI's taxonomy places the organism in Eukaryota, Metazoa, Arthropoda, Insecta, Hymenoptera, Formicidae. The record is from RefSeq and is a predicted model, not a curated record. The transcript has a single exon. Bases 1 to 972 code for a protein of 323 amino acids.